Molecule: messenger RNA, 2104 nt
Organism: Prunus mume (Japanese apricot)
Lineage: Eukaryota; Viridiplantae; Streptophyta; Magnoliopsida; Rosales; Rosaceae
Product: P-loop containing nucleoside triphosphate hydrolases superfamily protein
Molecular function (GO): ATP binding; RNA binding; RNA helicase activity
Source: RefSeq, a predicted model, not a curated record
UUUCUUUUAAGACCCAGUAGCCCAAAACCCACCCCCAGCCGCCCAAGCCCAUCCUUAUCUCCUUGAACCCAGUAGCUCUCUCCUCCCGCAGUCCCUCUUCUAAACCUCGAGCGGGUCUUCUUCAGUAAAACCUGUGGUCUGGAUCAAAUUCUUCUGCCCUUUAUCUUCUUCUUCUUCAGUUUUUCUUAGGUUGCUUCACCUCCGAUGACUUAACUCUAAAAGCUGGAGUUCAAUCAGAUGGUAUUUAAUUAGCUAUUAAUUGUUGGGACUUGGGACCUCCUAACGAUGCCGGCAUUAAUCUCGCCAAGGUUGCUCCUUUUUGGAGAGUCUCUAUCCUUCCAUAAGUUCCCACAUGUUUCUAGGAAUGCUUGGUUCCAUAGAAGUGUUUGUAGUCUGAGUCUUGCAAGCCUCGGCUUCAAAAAUGAUCACGAAAUAGUAGAGACUGGGAAAUUCAACGAAGCCAAGCUGCGGAAUUCUCUUACAGAAGUCCCCAAAAGUAAAGCCAAGGUGGUUAGAAGCCAUGUAGUCAAGGCAGCUGGGCCACAUAGAUCGCUUGAAAUAGAUUCGACUAUCUUUAAUGCUAAAUCAUUUUUUGAGCUUGGGCUUCCACCUUUGUUGAUAGAGAGGUUAGAGAAGGAAGGCUUUAAGACUCCAACUGAUGUUCAAGCCACUGCAAUUCCAACAAUUCUUAAAGAUCAUGAUGUUGUGAUUCAAUCUUACACAGGCUCAGGAAAAACAUUGGCUUAUCUUCUUCCCAUCCUCUCUGAAGUUGGCCCGCUAAAGACAAGAACAUCUGAUGAUGAUGGUGAACCUGGGAAGAAAACAGACAUAGAAGCAGUAAUUGUGGCUCCUUCAAGGGAGCUGGGUAUGCAAAUUGUGAGAGAGUUUGAGAAGAUAUUAGGACCUGCAAACAAAAAAGUAGUUCAGCAGCUUGUAGGGGGUGCAAAUCGAUCAAGACAGGAAGAAGCACUGAGGAAAAAUAAACCUUGCAUUGUUGUUGGGACCCCGGGAAGGAUUUCGGAGAUUAGUGCAGCUGGGAAGCUUCACACCCAUGGCUGCCGUUUCUUGGUCUUAGAUGAGGUUGAUCAACUGCUUUCAUUUAAUUUUCGGGAGGACAUGCACCGGAUAUUGGAACAUGUUGGGAGGAAAUCCAGUGGAGACUCACGUGGACCAAAAGGCUCCCUUGCCAAGCGGGCUGAGCGUCAGACUGUUCUGGUUUCUGCCACAGUACCAUUUUCAGUGAUACGAGCAGCCAGGAGCUGGGGGCACGAUCCACUUCUCAUCCAAGCCAAAAAAGUCAUUUCCAUUGAAUCUAUUUCUCCCUCUGGACCCAUUAAUUUGUCAGGACAGUCAACCAGUUCUGAUCCAUCCUCAAAUGUGCAGACUCAGGCUGCAAUACAGAGCCUACCUCCAUCUCUAAAACACUACUACUGCGUUACAAAGUUACAACACAAGGUUGACACGUUGAGAAGAUGUGUCCAUGCUCUUGAUGCCAAGUCCGUUAUCGUCUUCAUGAACCACACUAAGCAACUAAAAGAUACCGUCUUCAAGCUGGAGGCUCGUGGAAUGAUAGCAGCAGAGCUACAUGGGGAUCUUGGUAAACUUGGUAGGACAACAACUCUGAAAAAGUUCAAGAAUGGGGAGGUUAGAAUUCUGGUGACUAAUGAACUUUCAGCAAGGGGUUUGGAUGUGGCAGAAUGUGAUCUUGUAGUCAAUCUGGACUUACCCACAGACUCUAUUCAUUAUGCACAUCGAGCUGGUCGGACUGGUCGGCUUGGCAGGAAGGGCACUGUCGUAACAAUAUGCGAAGAGUCAGAAGUUUUUGUUGUGAAGAAGCUGCAGAGGCAGCUUAGCAUUCCAAUUGCAACUUGUGAGUUCACAGAGGGCAAGUUUGUUAUCACCGAAGAAGAGAAGGCUCUACCAGCUCUGAGGUGAUGAUAGUUUACUACCUAUACUUAUUGCAGUGUUGCAACUUUUGGAAAUUGCAAUAAGUUAAUUCACUAAUAUAAUUCCUCAUAGAAAAGUUUAUUAAUAUAGUUAUGUUUUUUAGCAUACUGUGAGAACAAUGAGGGGUUGGUGCAAUCAAUGAACUAAAUGAUCCAAA